Messenger RNA from Dermatophagoides pteronyssinus (European house dust mite), 6150 nucleotides. It is a transcript of the gene Fhos, whose product is annotated as Formin homology 2 domain containing. Gene Ontology annotation, cellular component: cytoplasm; cytoskeleton. Gene Ontology annotation, biological process: cortical actin cytoskeleton organization. The record is from RefSeq and is a predicted model, not a curated record. Lineage: Eukaryota; Metazoa; Arthropoda; Arachnida; Sarcoptiformes; Pyroglyphidae. Gene Ontology annotation, molecular function: actin filament binding.
ACCUAAAAAAUGUAUUUUUGGCAUUCAAAAAUGUCAUCAAGCAACACAGGCAACACUGAUGAAUAGUAAUGAUGAAGAUUCAGAUACAAAUUCUUUGAAUGAACUGUCGUCUUCAUCAUGUUCAUCAACAUCAACAACAUCAUCUUAUUCAAAAGCAAAAUAUGACAAUACAGACGGAAUUUGUUCCAGGCCAACUGGCAUUAGUCAACAGAAAGAAUAUUCUUGUUUCUCAUCACCAUCUUCAUCAUCAUCAUCGUCUUUGUUAAUUAAUACGAUCAACAAAAACAACAACAACAACAACAACAACAACAACCGUUAUUCUCAUGUGAUGUGCAAUACGAUCAGAACGACAAAUCGUUUUGCAUCAGCACCUGUAAUAGCACGAUCAUCGUUAAACAGGAAUAAUACAAGCCAAUAUAGGACAUCAUCAUCUUUGUUGAUGAAUGAAAGAAAAAAACCCAAUUCUUUAGUAGAAAAAAGUUCAUCAAAUGAUUUUAAAAAUGGACAAUUAUUGCCAAAUGGUAGUGUACAAGAUUUAGAUAAAUCAUUAUCGACAUCGAUUCUCAUCAAUCAUCGAUCUGUUUCUCCACAAUUGAUUGUUGCCAAGAAAAGUUGUCAAAACAUUAAUCAGGAAUCAUCAUCGUCAACUUUCAAUAAUGAUAUUCAGCCGAUUAGUUCGUCGAUCAAUGAAUCGUAUGAUGAUGAUGAUGAUAGUUCAGAACUAAAUAGUUUUAGUUCGAAUGAUAGUGUUGUGAAUUCAAGAAAAAACUGUGUAAUUUCAACCAGUGAUUAUAAUGAUGAUGAUAAUAAUAAUAAUAGUGAGAUUAUACAACAACCACAACAACAACAAAUUCCUUUAUCAUCGUCAACUAUUUCAACUAUCCAAUCACAACAUUCAGGAAGCUAUGAAAAUAUAAAUUUGUUGACCAUUAUUAAAUUAGAUAAUAAUGCAUUGGAACGAAGUGCAUCGGCUGAACCAUUAUCCUCCUGUUUAAGAAAUUUAACCAACAAUUCAAAAGAUAAAACUCGUUCAUCAUCAUCAUCAUCAUCAACAUCGGCAUCGUCAUCAUCAUCAGCAACAACAUCCGUGUCCUCAAUGUCAACAACAGACAAAGAUUAUGAUGUAGCCGACCGAAUAAAUAUGAAUAAAACUAACUUAACUACAAUAACAACAACAAAUGAUAAUAGUGAAAACGAAGAAGACACGUAUGAAGAUGCAGAGGAAAAUUAUGAGCAUGAUGAUGAUGAUGAUGAAUGUAACAAUACGUUCACAAUACGUUUGUCAAGUGCCCAAUCCAAUCGUACAGUGAUUAGUUGUGAUUCUUUCAUUGAUGAUAAUGAUGAUGAUGAUGAUGAUGAUCAAGUUGUAUACAAUUUGAAUGAAAAAAAACAAAACAUAAACAAUGUUGACCACGAAGAUGAUGAUGAACAAAAAAAUGAUGAAAUUGAAAUUGAAAAUGCUAUUACUUGUAUUCAAAAUGAAGUGACCAGUUUAAAAGAGAGUACAAGCCAUUCAUUGAUACAUCAAUCAAGUAAUAGUUAUACAAGUAGUAAUACAAGUAGUUCAAGUCAAGAUUCAAUCAAUUCUUUAGGUAAUUCAACAAUGGUCAAUGAUGGUGAAACAAUGAUGAAUAACAGUAGUAGCGAUGAGAAUGAUUUGAAUGUACUAGAAAAACAAUGUCAGCAAGAAUUGAGUGAUUUUAUCAGCAAAUGUAAAGACAUUGAUGAAAUGAUCGGGCCAAUUACACCGACAAGCCCAAACUAUUUUCAAGCAUUACGUAAAUUUAAAUUUGAAAAUGUUCGUGAAAAAUUUGAAAAUCAACAACAACAACAAGAGAAUAACAGUAGUAACAAUAUUGGUAACAAAACGGUUUCGAUUGAUGCAUCACAUGUCCGUGUACAUUGUCCAAACAAGCCUAUGCAUUCGACUGUUGAAUUUCUUACUGAAGAAAUCGAUUCGUCGGCUGUACGAAUUCGUGAAAACAAAGCAUUAUCAGGUCAUUUGUUCAAAGUGUCUGAUGAUGUUGAAAAGAAUUAUAUGAAAAAACAGGCAACAACAGCAACAAUGUCGGUCAAUCAUCAACAUAGUCAUAAUAAUGUUGAUAAUAUCAAUGAUUCUAUCGAAAGAUUCUAUUCAUCUUCAAUCAAUGGAAAUCAUCAUCAUCAACAGCAAUCAUCUUCAUUAUCAACGCUCGAAGAUUGUACAUUUCAAUUAUAUAAAUACAAUAUCGAAACAAAUGAAUGUGAAUAUGGAAAUUAUAUCGAUCUGGAGAUGAAUAUUGAUGAACAAAAUGAAGAAUUUGAUGGCUUUUUAUCAAGUCGCAAAAAUGCCGUCAUUUUACGAACACAAUUAUCGGUACGCGUUCAUGCUAUCAUUGAAAAACUUUUAAAUUCUUCAGGAAGGGAAUUACGUCGUGCAUUGUUCUCAUUAAAACAGAUAUUUCAGGAUGACAAAGAUCUAGUACACGAAUUUGUCCGUAAUGAUGGUUUAGCUUGUUUAAUCAAAGUUGGAUCCGAAGCUGAUCAAAACUAUCAGAACUAUAUACUCAGAGCACUUGGCCAACUCAUGCUUUAUGUUGAUGGUAUGAAUGGUGUGAUCGAACAUCCGGAAACCAUACAAUGGCUUUAUUCGUUGAUCUCUUCAGAAUAUCGAUUGGUGGUUAAAACUGCUCUUAAAUUAUUAUUAGUUUUUGUCGAGUAUGUUGAUAGUAAUUGUCUGAUAUUGAUCAAUAGCAUCCAUCAAAUUGACAAUGAACGAGGUGUUAAACCAUGGAACAAUAUAAUGAGCAUUUUAAAUGAAAAAGAUUCAGCCGAUAUCGAACUAUUAAUCUUUUCAAUGACAUUAAUCAACAAAACAUUGAAUGGCAUACCGGAUCAAGAUACUUAUUACGAUGUUUGUGAUGCAUUGGAAGAACAAGGCAUCGAACGAAUUAUUCAACAUUAUAUGUCGAAACAUGGUACAGAUCGUGAUCUUUUGCAGCAGUUCCGAAUCUAUGAAGCUGUUUUAAGACUUGAAGAUGGUGAUGAUGACGGUAAUGAUGGCUUACCACUCGAUUCUAGACAUACUCCUCGAAAUAGAAAAGCAAGCGCUAACAAUGAAGACCGUCGUAAAAGUAAACGUCAUUCGAUUGAUAUUGUUAAACAAUCUUUUCCCAUCAAAAAUAGCCAAAGUAAUGGAACAGCACAAUUUUGUCGAUUUAAUAACAAGUCAAUUUCAUCAUCAACAUCCUUGAAUCCAACCUUCAAUAAUAAGAAAAGUUUUUACAAUUUACCACCAAAUGUCAAUCCUUCAAUGGUAUCAAAUGGAUUUGAUGAAAUUAAUAUCAAUCUCAAGAAACGAGAUUUUCGUUCAAAAAGUUUAGCUCGAGAACAUGAAAUCCACAAUCAACGUUCGAGUAUUUCUUCAUGUAGCAGUGCCGAUUCGUACGGUUCUUAUGCUAGUUAUGGCAGUUAUGUCAGUAAUGAAGACACCAAAGCAGCAACUUUGAUCGAUCCGCUUAAAAAUUUCGAUUCUCCUUCGAUAGAUAGUAAUGAAGAUGACACUGAUCGUAGUUUGGAUUUAAACAGUCGUAGUUCGAAUCACACUGAAUCAUCGGAUGAAAUGUUGAAACCUCAUGAUUUUGAUGGUUCACAAGAAUCGUUCAAUUUAUGGGAGACUACCAAAAAAUCUGUCUUGAAUAAUGGAUAUCAUCCUCAAAAUGGCGAUACAUCUUCAGGAUUAUCUCGACAACCAAGUUUAAAAGAAAGAAAAACCUGGAUGUUAUCAUUAAUGUAUGGAAAAACAAAUGGAGAUGAUGCACCUAAAUCGCCCAACUAUGUAAAGCCUCCAGCUCCAAUUCCAACAGCAACUACUGGACUUUGGAAUGGUAAUGGAAAAAUUGAUAUAGUUUCUCCUUCAUCUACUGUUAUCAAUGAUCUCCUUAAUCUGAAUAAACCAGCCGAAUCAGUCAAAUGUUUGAAAGAAAAAUUUAUUCAACAGACCACACAGUCAGACACGAAUCUUGUUCCCAAAAUAAUCCACCAAAAAGAACAAAUAACUGAUAAAUUUACCAAUAAUUUUGAAUAUCUUCAAUGGGAACAGUUGGUCAAUCAAAUGUCUCGCCCUCUAGUCAUUAAUGAUAUGGAUUUCACAGAUCUUGUUGACGAUGAUGACACUGAUAUCUGUAAUCCAACCGCUAAUGGUAUCGGUCCCAAUUGUUCACCUUUGUUAUCAUUAAAUGGUUCAACUCCUCCUCCACCACCACCACCAAUGUCAUCUGGGGGUUUUCUACCUCCACCACCACCACCACCAAUGUCAUCUGGUGGUUUUCUGCCACCACCACCACCGCUACCACGGUUUAAUGGACCCGGUUUAGGUAAUUGGUCUUCGAUUAAUAAUGGUCGAAAUACGAAUACACCAUCACCACCGAUUCCAUUGGAUCCUAAAUCAUCACAAAACAAAAACAAAAAAACGAUUAAAUUAUUUUGGAAAGAAGUUAAAGAAGAUAAAUCACUUUUAAGUCGAAUAAUCAAGAAAAAAACUAUUUGGGAUGAAAUCAAACAUGUACCAGUUGAUACCGAGAAAUUAGAAACUCUUUUUGAAAGUCGUACCAAAGAACUAAUGAACAAGGGAUUCGAUAAAACCCAAGAUGCAAAUAAAAAGAAUGAAAUUCUUGUGCUCGACACCAAACGUUCCAAUGCGAUCAAUAUAGGCAUGACUAAACUACCUCCUCCUAGGACAAUCAAAACGGCUAUACUCAAAAUGGAUCAAUCGAUCAUGAAUCGUGAAGGUAUUGAAAAAAUUUUAACAACUAUGAUGCCUACGGAAGAGGAAAAAAAUAAAAUUAUGGAAGCUGAAAUGAAUAAUCCGGAUAUACCAUUAGGACAAGCUGAAUCUUUUUUGAUGACACUAUCAUCAAUCACUGCUCUCGAGGCUAGACUUCGUUUAUGGGCAUUUAGAUUAGAUUACGAACAAAUGGAACGAGAAGUAGCCGAACCAUUAAUGGAUUUAAAACAGGCUAUUCAUGAACUUGAAAAAAGUGAAACGUUUAAAAUUAUACUCGGAACAUUACGAUCAAUUGGAAGUUUUUUGAAUGGAUCCGAAGUGAAAGGAUUUCAAAUUGAUUACCUAGCCAAAGUACCAGAGAUUAAAGAUACUAUUCAUAAGCAUUCUUUGUUACAUCAUUUGGCUCAAAUGAUUAUGGAAAAAUAUCCAAAUACCUCAAAUCUUUACUCUGAAUUAGGAGCAGUAUCACGUGCUUCUAAAGUGGAUUUUGAUGAUUUAGGAAAAAAUCUUCACAAAAUGGAACAAGAUUGUAAACAAUCUUGGGAACAUCUUAAGGUAAUUUCGAAAUUUGAUGGAUCAAGCCCGAUGAAGAAUAAAAUGUCAGAAUUUUUGGCUGAUUGUGCUCAACGUAUUAUUGUAUUAGAAAUUAUACAUCGUCGUGUGAUGAAUAGAUUCAAAAAAUUUCUUGUUUUCUUGGGAAUGCCUUCAAGCGCAAUCAAAGAGAACAAACCGAAUCAUUUGUUGAAAAUUAUAAGCGAAUUCGCUUUAGAAUAUCGAACUACUCGUGAACGAGUUAGAGAACAGAUUGAGAAAAAAGCAAAUCAUCGUGAAAGAAAUAAAACCAGAGGCAAAAUGAUUACUGAGAUGGACAAAUUUAAGGCCAAAGAACAGGCCGAAUCUGAUUUGGAACGAAUUCUCACUACUGGUGGCGAGACACAAGUUGAUAAUGGCAACGUUACAAAAUGGGGAACUUUGCCUGGAACAAAACUUAGGCGUCCAUCGACUGGUUCGAUGAAUAAUCUUGUAAUGAAUGGAAAUGGUUCAGGUGUGAGAGGAAUACAUACAUACCGACAUAGUGUUCAUGUUGAAUCUUAUGGUGAAGCUGAUGAUGAAAUACUUGAAAGCUUGGUGCGAUCAACAACUCAACAACCUGUUCGAGCUCAGGAAAAAAAUCGACGAAAAGCUCGUUAUGGAGAACGCAAAUCUUUGCGACGAACUCUUAGAGGAAAUCUGGAUCUAUCGGAAGAGGAACGAAUGAUGUUGUCAGCUAUUACCACUUAAUAAUUACUUAUUUGCUACAUUAAUUCAUACAUUUAAAUUUAUUUUUUAAAAAAAUUAUCUAUUUUCAUGGAAUACUGUGAUCUCAACACGAUAACAGCUAAAAA